GUCCGCACGGAAAAUCCAUACGAUUAUACAUCAAACGCGAUUGAACUAGACUCAUGUACUUACGCAAAGUACAAGGCCAUUCUUCCUGCCCAUCGAAUACCAUUCAGCGCUCUAUUUCACUAUUUACGUGCAUUGUUACGAUAAAAAAAAACACUAAAGAGUCGUGCCUAACGGAAGUACCUUUUGUAUUACAAACACCGCAAACAAUACACACCGACCAUGCCCUGCAUCGCAACAGGUAGAUCCAGUUCUUCUUCAGCAAGUGUUACAAUGCGAUUUUUUAUUAGUGUACAGGAGACUGUUUAAAAUCAAAUACAGGCAUGCAUCAAGAAAUGUUUUGUCUUGCUCGCGGAAUCGAGGCGAUCCGAUUAAUGGAGGGCGAUAACCAGCGAGAAACGUCUUUCGAAAGGAGCGAUGUUCUUCGCAGACGCGUGAGGAGCAAUCAGAGGCCGAAGCUGAAGAGAGUGCGAAGCGCUAGAAAAGGUUUCGAGAAAUUCCAGAUCUUCGAGGACGAUGUGAACAGUAUCAAGAACAAAUAUUUGAAAGAGUACUGGAAAUAUGUGAAUAGGAUGAAAAUGAUGAAAAUCAAAACCAAAACCGCCAAGAAAAACGUGGAUUACUUGCAGAUGAAGACGAGAAACGAUGUUAAAAGUGAGAACGCUGAUGACAAAACAGUGCCGUGGAUGUUGAGAUGGAAAUACAGAAGGAUUCAUCCUGUUUGUGAUAUCAGAAUCCAGCAGGUCGACGGCGGGUUCUUCGAGCGCUUCGGGUCCCUAUUCAAAGAGCAAGCGGAAUUGGUGGAGGCGCAGGAGCAAAUCGAGAAGAAGAAAGUCGCCGAAGCCGCCGCCGAGGUCGCCCCGGAGAAAAUCGACGAUGAAAACUUCGACGAGCCCGCCCCCACCGUCGAGAGCGACGAAGUCUCCGUCAGCUCCACCGAUACCGAAGCCGAAGUGGAGAAGGAUCCCACGCAACUCAUACACACCGCAUGGAACAUAGACGAGCUCUACUCCGAGGUCUUGUACGAAAUCCUCCACAACGUCGGCUGCGAUUUGAGCUUCGAAAUCGGCCAAACCUCGUUGUUUUCCUACGCCCAAGAUGCUUUCAAAAUAUCCAACGACAAGCACAAACACCUCAUGGAAGUGGCGGAGAAAAAGGAAGCGCCCGAUCUCAUGAUUAACGUCGAGGUGAUCGAAGCCAAAGAGUUGCAUCCCAAAGAUUCCAACGGUCUGAGCGAUCCUUUCGUAACGCUGUACUUGGCUUCUAACGCGUCCAGGAAGUACAAUUCGUCGGUGAAACCGAUGACUUUGAAUCCGACGUGGGAGGAACACUUUGCAUUGCCGAUACAAGAAAACGCCACCGACGACACUCUCUGUCUGGAAGUUUGGGAUUUCGAUCCCGCCGAAUCGGUGAAGGAAAAAUUGGGCAAAGUGUUCGACGUCAAAGGUCUCAAAGGCAUGAGGAAAUUGGUGAAGGAAAUCGCCGUCACCGCCACAACGGGUCAACACGAAAACGAACUCAUCGGAAGGGCUAAUAUUCCUUUAAAUACAAUUCCAGCAUCCGGAAUGACCAUGUGGUACAGUUUGGACAAAAAGAACAAAAUCACCCGACAAGGUGUCCUGAAAGUUCGCAUAUCGUUCAGCUCCGAAAAGAACAAUCAAGUAGCCGAACAAGAGUACCGGCAUCUCUUGAGAAUAAUCCUCCUGCACGAGCUCGAAAUGUCCAAGGUGGCGCCCAACUGGUGGUUCGGCACGUUCAGCCCUCAAGGCGCCCAAUUGCUCACCCAGCACAUCGCCCAAUCCGGCCUGACGCCCGUCGAAGUGGCCGUUUGCCAGUACUGCGUGUUCGCCUUCAUCCAUCAGAAUCACGCCCUGAGCCUGACGCUGUUCUCGAAUCUGCUCGACAGGCUCUCCAAACCCAUCCAAAUGGGCGUCGUUUGCGACGAAGACGUGAAACUGUUCUGGGACGCCACCAAGAAGCUCCUGCCGUCGUGCUUCGGCGUCAUCAGGAAGAUCCGCAGGAAAAACAUCAACGAAAAGACCAAAAUGAAGCAAGUCACCGAUGUACUAAAAAUCUUGAAUCACAUCCAUACGCUGGAUCCGCCGACGAACAUCGAUUUGUUCCCGAGGGCGGCGUAUCCUUGGAUCACUAACAGGAUCGAUGAUGAGUCGAAUUGUAAUGUUCCAUCUGCUUUGAAUGAUGCAGUAACGAAAGGGGCUGUGGAUUGGUUGAAUCACAUUUUGGAGAACAACAAAAGGCCCGACGAAAGCGACUUUGCCAGAUUGCAGAAUUUCAUACAAAUCAUUCAUUUGAUCAGAAGCGACCUGCAGAAGGCCAUAGAGUUUUACGAUAAACUAUUCCAAGAGACUGUAAAUUUCCAAUAUGCCAAAGCUUUGUACGUGUUCUACCAAGAAAAAGUAACAUCCCUGUGCGAACCAGAAGUCAGAGAUAUAUGCAGAAAUCUCAAGAAGAUCCAAUACGAGAGUACCGACGGCGAGAACGCGGAGGAUCCCCUUUGCGACGGUACCUCGCUGUUCGAAUUGUACCUGGCAGUGCAGAAAUUCGCCACGCUCGGCGCCGGAUUGUGCCCGGCGGACUGUGAUAACUUCCAAAUUAGGAAUUUCCACGAAUGGUUCCACGGCGGCGUCGCCCAAUGGCUGGACAUCGCCGUUUACAAGGCCCUGCAGAGGAUCGAAAAGGCCGUGGAACUGGACCGAUUGACUCAUGUGGAUAAUACGGUGAAAUACAGUUCGUCGGCGGUCGAUACGCUGACGAUAUUCUAUCAGGUGAAAGUGUUUUGGCAACAAUUGAACUGGCCGGACGUGGAGAGUUGUUACUCGUUCAUAGCGAAGAUUAUCGACGAUAUCUGCAGGUGUUCGGUGUUCUACGCGGACAAAAUGGCUGCCAAGGUGGAAGGUUUGGGCGACAGCCAGAACGUCUACGAGAAGAAAUUCGAAAUAACGAACGAAUGGUGUUUGGCCAUCAACAACAUCGAUUACGUUAGAGAAACUUUGGAACCGUUCACCAACGAUUUGGGCAUGACUGAAGUUAUACAAAAAAUCUGUGAUAUGAAAAGCCCCGUCGACGCCCAACGAUGUCAACAGACCUUGGAGAACGUCAUCGCCAAUGCCAUUGAUACUGUUAGGAAUAAAAUUAUCGAAUUAUUGGAAGUCGUAGUGUCGAAGAUGGUACCGUCUAUGAGAAGACUUCUCGUAGAGGGCGCUGAAUUGUGCGAACAAGAUUGCAACAGCAUUGAUAGACUGAUGAUGUAUGUAGACAAUAAUUUGGGUACCUUGCAUAGGGAAUUAAACGAGGAAAACUUCAGUAGGACGUUAUCGAUCGUAUGGGAUACGCUGGCUCUUACUUUGAAAGAAAUUAUACAAACCAACGUGGAUAAAAGAAGGCCUCCUUCGUUUUUCGCUAAUCUCCGUAAAACUUUAAAUUUAAUGAUGGGUUCCUUUAAAAACCCCAACGAAUACGAUAGCUGCGAUGUGUUAUCGAAAACCGAGCAAUUGCUUCGGAUACACGGAAUGGAAACCGGGGAUUUAAUACACGAGGUGCAUAAGAACAUGCAAAAGAAAUUCAAAGAGACCACCGAAUCGCCAUACGGAGAAAUAUCGGUGAGAGCAAAAUUUCAAGAUACAAGUUUAACAGUAGAAGUUAUGAAUGCUAGUAACCUGAUGGCGAUGGAUUGGAAUGGUUCUUGCGAUUCUUUCGUUAGGAUUCACCUUCUACCCGACCACAAAUUCCUUUCCAUCGAGAAGCCGAAGACUAAAACGCACAAUAAGAACCAGUUUCCUCUGUACGAUGAACAAUUUACAUUUACUUUAACGUGCGACCAAAGGCAAAUCGAAGACGGUUUAAUUAUGUUUAGCGUUAAAGAUAAAGAUUUAUUAGGGUAUAACAAUCGGUAUAUUGGAGAGGCGUUUUUGGCAUUUAGCGAAAUUGAAGAUACCAUGCAGUAUAUAGGAUGUUUACCUCAAACUCAUUUGUUAUUAGACAGAGCCUCCAAUUCAAUUUUAGCUUCUGAAGAAAUGCGCGCUUUGGAGCAGAGGCAAGGAGACAAACUGGCCAAAGAAUUUCUGAAGAAAUUUAAACAGAGAAUGGGGUCAUGAUCUUUAAUGAAUAGACUGUUGUCAUUUAGAUUUAGAAAUUUGAAACGAGAUAGAGUCGCGCCAGUUUUUUAAUUCACGUCGUAACCUAUAGGUUAAAAGUUUAUCUCGUUGAUGUUUUAACUACCUACUUAAUAAUAUGUAUAAAUCGAAUGAGUAGAUGUAUUUAGUCGCACA
Messenger RNA from Phyllotreta striolata, 4286 nucleotides. The record is from the annotation of a GenBank genome assembly. Lineage: Eukaryota; Metazoa; Arthropoda; Insecta; Coleoptera; Chrysomelidae.